UUUCCGUCAGCGCUCGGGAUGCCCGGCUUUGAAUCGGUCACCUGGGGGUCUGAGGGAAGGAGAGGCGGGUGGCGGUCGGAAUGAACCUGGAGAGACUGAGAAAAUAAAACAAAAACCUGCAACGCGCAUUUCAUUGGGAGGAAAGACAGCAAAAAGACAAGGAAAGAGUUUCAGAUCUCAUAUAUCUGACAGCAUGUUUUACGAGUCAUCAACAACUAUGUCUCAAGCAUCAAAGAACAAACUAAAGAGGCAGAGCCGGGCUUUCUCACAGGUUCUGUAUCGGAAGCUAAGCUACCGUGAGCGACAUUCUGUGACCGAUAGCCCAACUAAUCAAAUGGAUAACCCUUCAGAGCUCUCCAUCCAGCUGUCAACUCCUGGUAUACUCAAGAUCUUUGGCAAUGAAAUUAGCAGUGGCACGAACUACAAAAGUGUCCUGGCUACGCCACGGUCGAGUGCCCAGGAGUUGGUCAAAGAAGCCCUUGAGCGCUAUGCUGUAAGCAGGAAGUCUGCCACUGAGUACCUAUUGUGUGAUGUGAUUGGAAGGUUUGAGGGAAUAGACAAACACUGGCAGACAGAGUGUCUCCGAGCCUUGGGGGAUAAUGAAAAGCCACUGCUUCUUCAAGAUCUAUGGAAACCCAAGGAGGGAUAUGCCAGAAGAUUCGAACUUCGAAGACGAGCUGAUGUGGAGGCGAUGGCUGCUCAGGAGAAAGACACAACAACUGCAGAUAUAAAUGCUCAAGCACGGAAAUUGCAGAGAAACCGGGCAAAAGGCAACAUUUCAACAAUGUCUGGCUAUAGUUAUAAGUUAGGACCUCUUCGCCGCAGCAUCAGUGAGACAAGCCUUGCUAUCAUUGAAAAUCAGGGGGAGGAACAACAGAGACUUUAUUCAACGCUGCCUGGGCUUCCUGGAAGGAGGACCAGUCGAUGCAGAAAGGACCGACUUCGCAGCCCAAAUAAUAAAGGAGAACAAGAAAGUAACAUCCACCAGGUGCCUCACCUACUGCUUCUACAGGGAUAUAACUACCAGAACGAUUGUUUGGUAUACCAUCUAGAUUUUGAGAAGCAAAUAGUUGGACAAGAGACGGCCCUGGUAAAACCCAGUAUCUGUUUGUCAUCACCCGAUGUCCUUUCUGCGCACUGCAAGAUUAAAAGGGUUAAACGGUCAAACAAGUACAGUCGCUAUGUCGAGGAACAGGUUAUACUGGAGCCAUCCCCAAAUGCCUGCAUUUUAAUAAACUGUAUGCCAAUAGAAAGGUCAACAGAACUCAGGCAUGGUGACCUAAUUGGAUUUGGACAGCAUUAUCUUUUUCUUUUCAAGAACCCUUUGAGUGCUAAAAAGCUGCCAGCCCACACUUUUUCCAUGCUGAGACAUUUGCAUCAUUUGCCUGAGCACACUGAUCGCCGGAGAGCACCCAUCUGCAAAAUGUGUGGUUCUAUUAUUAAGAAUGGCUCAGCAAACAUGCACAAUAAUCCCAACUCUUCUUCAAACAGAAGUAACAGUAUUCACAAAAAGAAAUUGCAACUAGAGUAUGAAAGACCCUUUGAAGAUGUGCUGAUCAGUAAAAUCUUCACCCUUAUCGAGCCCAGUGGCGAUGAUCACAAAUUGACUCCUGCUUGCCUGUUGUGUCUGUGUAUUCAACACUCAGCUACUACCUUCAAGUCAGGUGAUUUUAUGAAGCUGCUUCUGAAGAUUGUGAACAAAUUGCAAGCUGUGGCGUUGGGGAAGACCAGAGAAUUGGCAGAGAAACAGUCUGAACACCAGGAUCCAGCAUCUCUUCCUCUCCUCAGUAUUACAGAAUUGGUUCCAGACCUCCAGCACAUUUUCUUCUGGAUGUCCAACUCCAUUGAGCUGCUUUACUUCAUCCAGCAGAGAGUCCCUGACUACAUUAAAGGCAUUGAGGAUCUGGAUGCUCAAGGUUCCAAAGAAUCAUUACUUUCAUCCACAAUUUCAGUCAAUGAAGAGGUCAUGACUAUUUUGGAAGAAGUGAUCAUGCAUACCUUCCAGCAAUGUGUAUAUUACAUCACUAAGUCUCUCUAUGUUGCUCUUCCUGCCUUUUUGGAUUGUAAUCCCUUCCAGAUUGAAAGUGGACAUUCCUGCAGGGAUUCUUCACCUCUCCCAGAACCAAUUUGCAACAUCAUACAAAUAUACCAGACAACACUGGAUCUCCUCCUCCAGUAUGAGGUGCAUCCUGAAAUUGCAGCACAGAUGUUUGCUUACCUUUUUUUCUUCUCUAACGCCUCCCUCUUCAAUCAGCUCAUGGAUAGAGGUUCAAGACAAAGAUUCUUUCACUGGUCAAAAGGGGAGCAGAUGCAAGCUAGUCUCCGACUGUUGCUGGAGUGGAUACGAAAUGUAGGAAUGGGUAACAUUGCGGAUGAAUUUUUUUUCAAAUUCACUAGUGCUGUAAGGUUGCUGGCAGUCCCAACAUCUUGUCUCACACAGUCUAGCUGGAGUAGUCUGAAGAGAGAAUUUCAUGCUCUAAAUGCUUCCCAACUUCUUCACAUAAUAACACACUACCAGCUAGCACCUGGAGUGGGCCCCGUUGCAGCUUGGCAGCCAACUGCUGAAGAGAGAGAAACAUUGUGCAGAACAGAGGACAUUCUGUUAAGUUUUGAUAAAUAUCCUCCAAUAAUGCUGCCCACCAGUAACUUUAAGGUGGAUCUAGAAGCAGAGGCCAUAGAUGACAACAUGUACAGACACCUACUAUAUAUACGUCACUUCCUUUGGAGCCUACGCGCCAAAUCCCAACCAACAAAUGGAUGUUCUAUAACAGAGGAAUUACAGACUGAGUUUCCAAUUUCCCACCAGUUGUCUUCACACAGUCCAACCACACUUUACAGUCCCAAGAUUCUGGAUCAGCAAUCAGGCCGAAAUAAUUACCUUAACAAUAACUAUGACACAGCGACACAUAGUCGAAGCUCAAGCACUUCGUCAGUCAGUGGAUCAAGCAGAGAUUUUAAUUCCUGCCAUGAACUUAAAGAAAAGCUACAGAAGCUACAGCUGCAAAAUACUCUGGGAAGAAAUAGGCUCCCAGGACACAGCAUGCAACUAUUAGAUCCCUCCAGUCUUUUAACUCCUCCAAACACACCUUUGAACUCUGACUUUCUGCUCAGUGAGUGUGUACAAACCAAUGGAGCUGGUAGACCUGCAUCAAGCACCAGGAAAAAUGGUAUCUACAAAAGUGGAGCCAAUGAGGGAGAAGGGAGAGCUUAUGAUUUACCAACACCUGCUUCUUCCAGCCAGAGUUCAGGAGAAGAUGAUCCAUGUUGUGUAUUUGUAGUGGAGCUGGGGAGAGGACCCAUUGGUUUAGGAAUGGGACUGAUUGAUGGACUGCAUACAACCUUAAAUUCCCCUGGGAUCUAUAUCAGAACGUUACUGCCUGACAGCCCUGCUGCCUGUGAUGGGAGACUCAGGAUAGGUGAUAGAAUCCUGGCAGUAAAUGGAACCAGCUUAAUUGGAGCAGAUUAUGACAGUGCAGUUAACCUGAUCCGAUCAGCAGGCGAGAGACCAAGAUUCCUUGUUGCCAAGUCAGAUUUCCUCAUUGCUGAGAAGAUCAGUGCAUCAUCUUGUUAGUCUUCACUCACUGAACCAGGGAACAAAGAGUGAUCAGUAAACCUUAGUUUAUUUGCCCUCUUCAUUUCUUCAUAGCUAAAGAGUAGAAGAACAACUCCUCACAAAUCAGUCUACCUUAGUAUCUGUGAUAACUCUUCAUAUCCAUCUUAGAGUUAAACAACUUUAUUGCUAUUUGCCAAACACGAUUUAAGAAUUGUUAUCUUCACCUUUUAAAUGCUGAACCAAAAACAGUGAAUUUGUUUAUAUAAAGACUUUUCUCACAACCAGUACUUAUUUUUGACUGAAUUCAGCACUUCAAUUCAAAGACACAACAUCCAUGAUUGAUACAAAAUUAGUUCACAUCCUUUAGGUACUUACAUUCAUGUCUUUGCUUAGGUACUGAAAGUUCAUUGUAGAGUUAUGAAUGUACCUGUAUUAUCCAGCAAGCACCAUGAUGCUAUAAAAUAGAGCAACCUAAAAUCUAAACAAAAUGAAUUAAUUCAGUGAAUAUUCCCAUUUCUUAAAAUGAGGGAAAACAUGGAUAUCUCAUUGCAACAGAUGCUGUCAUCCUCUCAUUUAACUGCAUAUGUGUAACAAUGUGUACAAAGGCUACACAGCUCACCAAAGGAGAGAGCAGUCACAAUGGAAAAUGAAGAUAGAAUGAAUUUUGACAAUAUCUGAUGGUUUUAUCAAUUUAACACUAAGGACUACAUUAGUAUUCGCUUGUUUUAGUGAUAGCACAGCUGGAAAUUGUGGCUUUAAACCCCAGUAUAAGACUUGAAUGAAUAAUGUAGGUUGAUAGUUUUGUGCAUUAGAUAUAAUUUUGGUGCAUAUCUAGUUUGUACAUUUUAGCUUGAAAAUCUACUGCAGUCUGUCUGAUCUAAUUCAGAAGGCUCACUUGGAAACUAAAGGGUAGAAUUUGAAUUUGAUAGCAAAUGAACAGCCUGUUUUACAUCCUUGCCAAUUUCACAGUAGAAACAAAGGAGGGGGGAUUAAAUAGGCUAACUAUCAUAAUUAAAAUCAACCCCAAGGAUUUUGAGCAGUGGGAGUUUAACCUCUUCAGUUUUCAAAACUGGCAGCUACAAUAAUUUUUUUUACAAAACUUUAGACAGUAACUUCAGCGUAAUUAUCACAACUAAAUCCAGAAUUAAUUGACAGAGAGCAGCUCUAGACUUGGUAGUUGUAAUCUCCAGGAUUUCUAACAUAGGUAACUGAUGGGAACAAUGCCAGAGCUGGGCUGUGCUGAUCGAUCAUUGUACAGUAAUAAAACCUUCAAUUAGAGGAAAUUGAUAUUAAGGAUGUAAAGAUGUUACUGUGUUAUGAACCUCUGCGCCGUAUCACCACCCAUGUCCAUUAAAUAGGCCCAAAUUGAUUGAUUAUCAUUUUAAAGUUUUUGAAUCUAAUUUCUUCCAAGUUUAAUGGUAAAUUUCUGGAUGUCAUAAGUCAUAGUAUAUUGCUGAUGUAGCAUACAUUCCUCACAGAACUUUAGUAAAGCUUCAAUUAAUCAGGGCAAACAGGGAAAAGUGUUCUAAUGCUGUUACUAAAUGUACAUUAGCUCACCCACUGAAGUAUUCAUAAAGAAUUACUCUAAAAUAUCGAUUGUGCCCUAGCAGUAUUCUGUAGAACUAUUCAAUGUUCUUAGGCCAACGCAUGCCUUCUGACAGAAAGGCAAAGAUAAUCAGUUAAUUAGUAUCUUAAUGAAUAGUAAUUGUUUUAAUUAAUUUAAUAAGCUGUAUAGCAGGCAGCUGUCCAGUAUUGGCAAAUUGUACUUGAAUGCACUCUGAGAAUGACUGAAAUAUCUACAUAAAUAUAUUUUGAUUGCACUCAGAAUUAAUUUGAAGAUACAUUUCAUGCUCCUUUGGAUCUAAAUCCAUUAUGACUUAUGAUUCCAUCUCUAACAGCCUUGUUUUAAUGACCACUGGUACGAUGGUCUUUCAGGAAUCUUUUUUAAAGGCAAUACUAUAUUAAAUGUCAGAAGUUCAGAGAAAGAUCUAUCUAUGAAUGUUCAUUUAAGAUCCUUCAUCUCACUUGUUCAAAAAAUCAAAACCUUUAAAUAUGUUUUGAAAAAAAAAUACUUUGCGUAACACAGU
Molecule: messenger RNA, 5640 nt
Organism: Chiloscyllium plagiosum (whitespotted bambooshark)
Lineage: Eukaryota; Metazoa; Chordata; Chondrichthyes; Orectolobiformes; Hemiscylliidae
Source: RefSeq, a predicted model, not a curated record